Molecule: messenger RNA, 1174 nt
Organism: Beta vulgaris subsp. vulgaris (sugar beet)
Lineage: Eukaryota; Viridiplantae; Streptophyta; Magnoliopsida; Caryophyllales; Amaranthaceae
Product: TLC domain-containing protein At5g14285
Exons: 1
Coding region: 245-1009 (254 amino acids)
Cellular component (GO): membrane
Source: RefSeq, a predicted model, not a curated record
ACCUUUUCUCCUCUGUUUUGUUUUGUUUUGUCCUCUUUUUUUUAUCUCCAAAUUCUUCACCUUCUUUCCUUUAACCCCUAACCCCUCUUUCCACCCACCACCGUUGCCUUCAACUCCUCCAUUUCUCUCUCACUUCUACAUAAUAUCAAUACUUCAAUCAAACUAAUUUUUCUCACAAUACCCAUUUUGUUUCAAUCUUGAAAAAAAAAAUAAAAUCUUCCUCAAAUUUCUUGAUUAAUCAUCAAUGGAAAUCUUGAAUAAUCAACCAAUUCAAUCACCUAUUUUACUGUUCUUACCACUUUUUCUCUUCAUUUACUUAACUGGGUAUUUCUUAAUCUUCAAAAAUUGGCCCCCAAAAUUUCGACCUGAAGCUUCAAGUUGCUUCAUUUCCAUCUUCCAUGGCACCCCAGCUGCAAUUCUUGCAACUUUCUCUCUCCUCCAUAAUACCCAAAAAAACAACUUUUUUUUCUUUUCCGAAAAUACCCAUUUCCAAAACAUGGUUCUUGAAUACAGUAUUGCAUAUUUCAUCAUGGAUUUGACCCAUUACCUAAUAUUUUACCCACAUGACAUUAUGUUUAUUGGGCAUCAUUUAGCAACCUUAUUUGUGUUCAUAACUUGCCGUUUUCUUGUCUCUCAUGGUGCAUUCUCCAUUUUAGUGCUGUUGAUUUUGGCAGAAAUCACAAGUUUGUUGCAAAAUCUUUGGACUUUAGCAAAUGCAAGAAGGGUAGAAUCGGAAUUUGCUGCAAAAGUUUACAACUUUUUGUCACCUCCAUUUUAUGUAUUGUAUACAAUUGCAAGAGUGAUUUUAGGGCCUUUUUUUGUGUAUAAAAUGGGGUGUUCUUUGUGGAGAGGAGAUGCUGAUGGUAUUAUUCCUACAUGGGUUUGGAUUUCUUGGAUUGGAGUUAUUGUAAUGGCAAUUUCUGUUAGUAUUUUGUGGAUAUGGAAUUUAUGGAUACAUUUCUUUAGAGAAUGGCAAUGUAAUAAGAGACUUGACAAGAAAAGUCAAUAGGUUCUAGAAUAUCAAAUAUCAAUAGGGUGUAAACUGUAAUGUAAGAGAGUUAUGGUUUUUGUUGUUUCACAUAUGAAUGAUAUUAUACUAUAGGUCAUGUAUGGCAGUUGAUACUUCUAUCAUAUUAUAAACAAAAGAAAUUCAAGUGCUCCUUUCUUUUGUGAA